UGAAAGGGAGGGAGGGAGACUGUGAGAGAGGGAUAGAGAACGAGGGAGGAUAUAUUGAUACAAAACGACGGUGGUUUCUCUUCAGUGUGUGUGAGAGAGACCAUGAGUGAAGACAAGAUGGAGUGCUGGAACAGAUGAAGACUGUCAUUGGAUGGUCUAGUUCACGAGACAAGAAUCUUACGAACUAAAGGGAAAGAUGUGAAAAAAGGUUGAAAGAGAAUGUGCGAGACAGAGAUAGAACGCACCGAAGAGGACGCAUAUGAAACAGACACUAUAUCUCUGUCCUUAGGGAGGUAGAGUAAUCAAAACAGCCGCAUUACUGUUCUUUCCAGUGGUCUCGAUGAGCGUUUCCAAACCACCUCCACCCCAUUCCCAUUUCCCCCCCAGCAACCCAUCCUCCCAUCUCUCCCUGCCUUCUUCCUCCCCCUCUCCCUCCACCCCUCCCUCCGCCGCGGGUCCCCCCAGCCCCGCUGUGCCUCCUCCUCCCUCCCCAGUCAAGAUCUCUAUGCAGGAGCACUUUGCCAUCAAUGUGUGCCCCGGUCCCAUCCUUCCCAUCCCACAGAUCUCCGACUUCUUCCCUCGUUUCCACGACUUCCCCAUCACCCCCCCUCCUCCCCGGGAAAAACAAAUUCUAAAGGACAAAGACAAGGACGGAGACGGGAACGGAGAGAAAGACCGCAAGAGGGAGAGAGAGCAAGAGGAGAACGGGGAGUUUGCCGACUCGGAUGACGAGGACACCUACCUGGGAACUCUGGAGUUCAGCCUGCUAUUUGACCAAGAAAAUAACUGCUUGCACUGCACAAUCAACAAGGCCAAGGGACUAAAGGCCAUGGACUCCAAUGGACUGGCGGAUCCAUAUGUGAAACUCCACCUCCUGCCUGGAGCAAGCAAGGCAAAUAAAUUGCGCACUAAGACUUUAAAGAACACUCUGAAUCCAGUGUGGAAUGAAACACUCAUCUAUCAUGGCAUCACGGCUGCUGACAUGACCACCAAAACCCUCAGGCUGUGUGUGUGUGAUAUGGAUCGUUUAGGACGGAAUGAGUUCAUUGGGGAAGUCAGGGUGGCCCUCAAGAAACUCAAGGAGGGAGAGAGCAAGAAAUACAACAUGGGCCUCGAGAGAAUUGCACAGACCCGGGAGGGUAACAGCCAGGCAGUGGAUCCUGGGGCUUCUGUUGCAGAAGAGGAGCGUGGCCGUAUCCUGGUCUCUCUGAUGUACGUCACAGAGAAAAGUUCUCUGAUUGUGGGAAUUAUUCGCUGUGCUCACCUGGCCGCCAUGGAUUCGAAUGGCUACUCAGACCCUUUUGUCAAAAUUGUUUUGCGGCCUGACAUGGGGAAAAAGUCCAAAUACAAAACCUCAGUGAAGAAGAAGACUCUAAACCCGGAGUUUAACGAGGAGUUUUCCUAUGAAGUCCCACUUGAUCAGCUAGCCAAAAAAACCCUGGAGAUCUCAGUAUGGGACUAUGACCUAGGCAUGAGCAAUGACUUCAUAGGUGGUGUUGAAUUGGGGAUUAAUGCAAAAGGAGAGAGACUGAAACACUGGUUUGAGUGUCUAAAAAACAAAGGAAAGAAAGUGGAGUACUGGCACACACUAACACAGCAAGGAGCCCCUAGCAGUGACUAACACAGACAAGCACACAUAUGUUCAUCCUCUGAAAUGUAAUAAUGAUAAAGAAAUGCAAUAAUGCUCAGUCUGAGCAUGAUGACGAUGACGUCGACAUUCAAUAUUAAUGCGUGAGAAAAAGCAUCAUAAUCUAUUGUACAGCUUCAGAUUCUUUUGUGAUGAGAAAGAAGCAAGUGUGUGAUCACAAGCCCAGAUUGUGACGCACAAACAAUCGACCCCUUUUUCUGGUCUACACGUCACUAAUGUGAAAUCGUACUGUGUUGUGACUAUGCCACAGGAGCUCAUGCCAUAUUAUAGUGUUAUUGUUUAUUACAUGUGAAACGUGUAAUAGCAUCCUGGUGUUUGUUACAGUUGGUGGUGCUUUAAUUUUGCACACUAUCAAAGCACAACACAUCCAGCUGACUGUAAAUGUGUAUGUGUACCUAUGUAUUUAUCUUUUGUGAUUUGUUACGGAUGAAAGUUUACAGUCUCUUCCAGCCCGACAAAAACAUGAUGCACAGGAAAAGCACAAGGGAUGGCGCAUGAAGGAACUCUAAAGCAAUGAAAGGAGCUGUCUAUGGAUUUAAACGUUCACUCAAGAACUGCCGCCUGUCACUUCGAGAAGAACCAAAUGACAGUCACCUCAACACAAAUGUGUGUGUGAAUGCCCCUGUCUGUGUUUUGUCUUUGUACGUGUCUCUGUUGAAUGUUUGUACAGUCUCCUACACAAAAAAACAAGCGCUGAUGCACAUUGACAGUCUUUUUUGCUCUCUCUCUCUCCACGGCGCCCUCUACUGGUUUAGAGGCCUUACUGCCAGGACAGUGCCAGUAUGGAGGGUGAAUCGCCUCUGGAAGGCCUCAUGCACGACUGCACGCCCCAUUAGGGGUUAAAUUAGCAAUCAUACCAAGCCUUUGAAGGACAAACUACCUGUCAAGGAUGUCUUUGGUUCAGAACACAAAAUCUUGUUCUGUUCGCUUUGUUACACUUGUUUUGUCAUCCUGACAUAAGAUCUGUGAAACGAUUGCAGAUUUCUUGCCAUGCGUGGGAAUUUCGGCUGUUAAUUGUAUCUGUGUGAUUGCAUUUAUUAGCUGUUUAUUAGACUCCAUAAAUCAGCUACCUGAAUCUACUUUUCUGAAUCUGGUCUUGAUCGAAGACAUUUUAUGCAUUUAAUUGCACAAAAAAAAUAUUGUUAAUCCUGUCAUUACCCCUGUGGCCAUUCCUGACUCUUUUUUUUCAUAUAUAUUAUUUCUUACAUUUGAGUUAUCAAAUGAAUUGCCUAAGUAGUGUAUAAUUAUCAAAUGUUAUUCUAAGCAGCUGCAUGCCAAGUGAAUGUCACAUAUGCUUUGAUGGACCACCGAUCUGCAGUGCUUAUGUUUGUCCUAAUAUCCAUCAGUGGGCCCAUCUAAGGGUAUUUAUUUUUGCUCAGUGAAUUGGGACAAUCCAGGCUACCUUUGAUGAAACAGCAUGGCAUUUAGAUAAGGGACUGGCAUCACCUGCCAGCCAAGAUGGGACUCCAGGGGGAGCGUUAAUGAAGGAGGGGUCAAACUGAAGGAGGAUUAUUCAAGUCUCUCUCACGUGUCCUCGUUGACUGUCUGUGUGGAACAUGUUAUGUGACUGCCAUCGUGUGUCGGUCUCUGUAACUGCGUGUCCAAAAUAAAUUGGUUCAACAGUG
Molecule: messenger RNA, 3273 nt
Organism: Carassius carassius (crucian carp)
Lineage: Eukaryota; Metazoa; Chordata; Actinopteri; Cypriniformes; Cyprinidae
Gene: doc2g
Product: double C2-like domains, delta
Exons: 12
Coding region: 341-1621 (426 amino acids)
Cellular component (GO): membrane
Source: RefSeq, a predicted model, not a curated record